AUGUCCGGGCGUGACUCCGGAUUGCAAGACCCCGAGGUUGCGUCAGGUUUUUCCGACCUGAGCGACUCCGAGUUCUUGCAGAUAGAGGAGCCGAAGAUCGGGCCUCAGCAUGUUGAUUCUCGGCCUGCUAAUGUGGAAGAAGGGAAGCGGAGGACAGCAAAGAGGAAGAGAGCGAAGACGCCUCUUGAAGCUUUCCGCCUGCGCUAUCUUUGGGUCACAGAUCUCUCUAAUCAAGUGUGGUGCGAGCAAAACAUGGUUUAUCACAAAGAAAAGCCGAGUGUGCAAUUGCCGGAGAAGACGACAGUGGUAUUAAACACAGGAAAGUCAAUACAUCUUGCCAGAGAACUGCAAGAUCAUAGCCUGGUGCCUGUGAAGACUGCAAGCCGAGAAGAUGGAUGGGCCGUCAAGCUGGUUAACAUCCUCCUGACCGUAGCUAAUCUACGAAAAGGUUGGCGUGUGCGGGAAUGCCCGGUCUUUGGCGUGUUAGAAGGCGUUUUUGUGUCCGGGAUCAUUGACCAGCUAAAUUAUACGGCUAAAGGCGAAUUGCAACUGAAUGAAUUGAAGACAAGGGAAAAAGCCUACAUGCCUGGACCUGCGCAGAAGAAGAGGGACCGUUUCCAGGUCUCUUUAUAUAAAUAUCUCUUUGAUGCUAUGGUGCAAGGAUGCUUAACCCAAGAUAUUUUCAUACAUCACCUUCAUCUGAAGCCCAAACAGCCACUUGGCCAGGAAAUCCAAGAACAUGCUCAAAAAGCUGGAUUCAUGGUGCACUGCUUUGAAGACCUCCUGGAACUGGUGCUCCUCAACUUGACCCACUCAGACAUUCCGGCUAUUGACCACCUUCAAAUUGAGUACAUUCAUCAGAAGACCAACACAUUGCUGGACACCGAAGUCAUCACCUAUGACCAUGAUGAAUUGAUGUCCAUGUCCCAUUAUCUCUUAUCGUAUUGGAAAGGGCAAAGAGAUCCCAAGGGAGUGGACAUUGAAGACAGUUGGAAAUGCUCCUAUUGCGCCUUUGUCGACAUCUGUGAUUGGCGCCAGCAGAGAGCGGACGGCCUGAUCCAAAAGGACAGCAAAAAGAAAACAUGA
This is a messenger RNA of Protobothrops mucrosquamatus (brown spotted pit viper), 1086 nucleotides long. RefSeq names its product exonuclease 5 (gene EXO5). The record is from RefSeq and is a predicted model, not a curated record. Gene Ontology annotation, cellular component: nucleus. NCBI's taxonomy places the organism in Eukaryota, Metazoa, Chordata, Lepidosauria, Squamata, Viperidae. Gene Ontology annotation, biological process: interstrand cross-link repair. The transcript is spliced from 5 exons. Gene Ontology annotation, molecular function: single-stranded DNA 5'-3' DNA exonuclease activity. The coding region runs from base 1 to 1086 and encodes 361 amino acids.